Saprolegnia parasitica CBS 223.65 is the source of this 592-nucleotide messenger RNA. RefSeq lists its product as hypothetical. NCBI's taxonomy places the organism in Eukaryota, Oomycota, Saprolegniomycetes, Saprolegniales, Saprolegniaceae. The transcript is spliced from 6 exons. The record is from RefSeq and is a predicted model, not a curated record. The coding region runs from base 104 to 481 and encodes 125 amino acids.
AUUCGGGCGCCUAAGAUAAAUACUAUCGCAUUGUGCACUGUAAGUCCAUCGCAGCCCGCCGGAAGAGCAGUCUACAUCGACUCGACGAGCGAAACCGCCGAGCAUGCGCACGGCCAAGCCACGGACAAGUGCUACCUCCAACCAGAGAUUGCUCCGCGUCGGCCGCGUCAUCUCUGAAGUCCGCUCGCUUCAAGACGAUGCGCGGCUCGAGGAGGACGAUGCGACGUCGGCGCGCCUCGCUACAAUGUGGCAGGCGAACGAAGCCAAAGUCAAGGACGAUAUGAUUGAGACGCUUAGCGUCCGCAUCGCUCAGUGUACGCGCGAGAACGAGCAUCUCAAGCGGGCCAAGGCCUCGUUCGACGAAGCCCUGAGCGCCAUGGCGCGCGAGAAGGCCGAUGUCGAAGCGGCAUUUGUCCGCGCCGUGGCGUCGGCAGCAGACGAAGCGGUGUGCCUGAAAACGACCUCCACCGAAGUCAGUUGAGCGCCAACAUGGCGCAGGAUGCGCUGCAGCAACUCAGAGUCGAGCUGCAUGAGCUUCAACGACACGCCGAGCGCGACGCGAGCCUCGCCGCCCAGAGAGACGAGUCGGCGA